AUGACCUCCCAUAUGUCUACCCGUGGUGUAGCCAGCACAGUUCCCUCAGAAUUAAUAUCCUGCACUCGUACUGAGCUGGCUGACACUCGACGCCAACGCACUGAAGCCAAGGAGCAUAAGAAGGAGGUUAACGAAGAGAAAAAGAGACAGCAAAAGGAGCAGCAGCAGCAGGCACAAAGGAAAAUUGCUGCUCUGGAGGAUGUGAGUGCACGAGAGGAUAAGGCAAUCUACUCCCUUCGUCCUGAUCUUGAUUUGAUGAAGAAAGGCUUACCUGCUCCUUCCCGCCAGCAUGUCACAGUCAAAUCGUCGAACAAAAAAGCCAUCACAGCUGUUAACGGGCCGGAUGAUGCUGAAUCUAUGGAUGAUCUUCCACUGGUGUCUGUAGUGGCUAUGUCUGAGUCAGAUGGUCCUGCAGAUAACGGGAUGGAUGUUGAUUCGGCAUCCAAGAGCGAGCAGUUACCCACCGUAGAGGACUCAAGCGUGCCUGUACUGGUUGAAGAAGACGAUUCUGAUGAUGCGUAUGUGGAGGGACAAUCGGGCAGUGAUGAACCUAGUGAGGAUGAGGAAGCUCUAUUCCAAAAGUUUCUGCUCCAGCAUUGCAAGACGAAGAAGGCUGGCUCCAAACUGAAGGCAUGA
Desarmillaria tabescens is the source of this 636-nucleotide messenger RNA. RefSeq lists its product as uncharacterized. The transcript has 2 exons. Bases 1 to 636 code for a protein of 211 amino acids. The record is from RefSeq and is a predicted model, not a curated record. Lineage: Eukaryota; Fungi; Basidiomycota; Agaricomycetes; Agaricales; Physalacriaceae.